AUGAGCUUUAGCUCAAACACUCUCUUCGAUAAUGCUCAAUCUUAUCUUGGUAUCAGAGAAAGGCUUUAUCUACUGAGAUCAUGGAAGAGAGGUGUACUUAGAGCCCUCUCAGUGAAGAAUAAGGUUGGCUUCAUAACAGGGAAGUGUCAGAAACCAGUAAUUGGACAUGCAACCUUUGAUCAGUGGGAACGAUGUGAUGAUGUGGUGACUUCGUGGCUUCUGAAUUCUCUUUCAAAAGACCUAGCGGACAGUUUACAAUAUGUAAAUGAUGCAAAGGAGUUGUGUAUACAGAAAGCUGAGCAAGACAGAAGACUGAUACAGUUUUUGAUGGGGUUAAAUGAGGUGUAUACUGUCGUAAGAGGGAGUAUACUGAUGGUGAAUCCUCUUCCAGGUAUUGCACAAGCCUUCUCUAUCCUCAUACAAGAAGAGAAGCAAAGAAAAGUUAGGCCACAUAAUCAACAGUUGGUAAUUGAGUCUACAUCACUGAAUGCCAAUGGCCCAGGAAAUAACAGUUUUAGAACCAAUUAUAAUCAACACAUGAGUACUUCCUUUGGUGGGAACAACAGCUAUGGAAGAGGUUAUAUGGGAAAUAAACCUAGGCCAUUCUGUGAUUUCUGCAAGAGACCAAAGCACACCAAGGACAAGUGUUACAAAAUCCAUGGUUAUCCACAAAACAUGAAGUACAACAAUGGUAAUAGGGGAAGAAAAAUGGCAGCAAAUGUAUUUGACACAACUGACAAUGGAGCAACCUUGACAGAUGAAGGGGGAAAUUCUCAGGAGCAGGGUAGAACCAUGCAGCAACUAACCAAGGAACAAUAUGGACAACUGCUGAGCAUAUUGGAAAGCUUCAAGAGUGGAAAUAAUGGAGACAACUCAGGAAACAUCAACAUGACUGGUGGUGCUGUUAACUUUGCAGGUAUGACUGCUUGUAACACUUCUGUUGAUCCAAGUGCACAGUCUUAUGAAAGUUUUAAAGAGAAUGCUGAUUCCUGGAUCCUUGACUCAGGAGCCACUAACCAUAUGACUUAUAACAAAGCCUCUUUGAGUAACAUCAAAACUCUGGUUUAUCCUUUCCUAGUUUCUUUGCCAAAUGGAUAUAAAGUAAAAGUGACAAUAGUUGGAGAUGUCAUUCUCAGUCCUCAAUUUACCCUAAAAAGAGUCUUAUAUGUACCUAGUUUCAAGUUCAAUCUGAUUUCUGUUCACUCAUUGACAGUUCAACUUGAUUGCAUCAUCAUAUUCACUAAGUUUUCAUGUAUCCUUCUACAGGGCCUUUCACUGAGGAGGCCUCUGGAGAUUGGUAAAUUCAGAGACAGCCUUUACCUUCACUAUUCAAAUUCAAGAAAGAACAGUUCUUCUAUCAUACCACUCACACACAAAUCUGCACCUAGUGCAUCCACCUCAGGUAGUCAUAGUAUCAAUAAUGUACAUUGUCAGCACCAUCUUUGUAAUUCUGCACCUAGUGCAUCCAUUCCUCCUCAUGUUUGUGACAAUAAAAGUGUACAAGUUCCUUUGAAUUCCAAUAGAACUUCUUUUGACAAAAUAGAUUCAGUGUGCAGCACAUGUAGACGUAGUGACGAUCAUGUGGAUCUCUUGUGGCAUAAUAGGCUAGGCCAUGUACCUUUUAUCAAGAUGAAGGGUAUCAAUUCCAUACCUAUAGCCUCUGCAAGCAAACAACCUUUUAUGUGUUCUAUCUGUCCUAUGGCUAGGCAGAAUAGAUCUCCUUUCCCAGAAAGAACCACUUCCACCACCAAAGUAUUUGAACUCCUCCAUGUGGAUAUGUGGGGCCCUUAUCAUGCACCAACUCAUGACAAUCACAGAUAUUUCAUCACCCUAGUUGAUGACUAUAGUAGAUGUACUUGGACACAUCUCUUGACUAGUAAAAGCAAUGCCCUACAUGUCAUAAAAGCUUUCUGUGCAAUGGUCCAAAACCAUUUCAAUACCUCAAUAAAGACUAUCAGAACUGACAAUGGUCUGAAGUUUGUGAACACUGAAACAACCAUGUUUUUCCAAGCCAAAGGGAUCUUACACCAGAAAGCUUGUCCUUAUAGCCCUCAAUAG
Nicotiana attenuata is the source of this 2058-nucleotide messenger RNA. RefSeq lists its product as uncharacterized. The record is from RefSeq and is a predicted model, not a curated record. Gene Ontology annotation, molecular function: nucleic acid binding. The transcript is spliced from 3 exons. The coding region runs from base 1 to 2058 and encodes 685 amino acids. NCBI's taxonomy places the organism in Eukaryota, Viridiplantae, Streptophyta, Magnoliopsida, Solanales, Solanaceae. Gene Ontology annotation, biological process: DNA integration.